CCUGGGCCGGGCGGAACGCGAGCCGCGCGGCGUCGAAGCCGGCGGAGCGGGACCCGUGGGACACCGGGUCUCCUGGCGCGUGCGCAGAGCAGAGGAAGACCGGGCGAAGUCUCCUGUGGCGGCGGCGGCGGGAGCCGGAGCCGGGACCUCGGGCAUGGCCGCGCUGGGGCGCGCGGCCCGCGUGCUUGCCGGGCAGGGCCGCGCGCUGGGGCCCCGGGCUUGGCUCGGGCCGGUCCGGGAGAACCACCAGCUGUCCGUGCUGGGGCUGCGGGCCGCCCUCCCCGUGAGAGGAGAGCCCCUGAAGAAGAAGAAGAAGGUGGACCCCAGGAAAGAGCAGGCGGCCAAGGAGCGGCUGAAGAAGAGAAUUAAGAAGCUGGAGAAGGCCACCCAGGAGCUGAUCCCCAUCGAAGACUUCGUCACCCCCGUGAAGUGCCUGGCGGAGGAGAGGCAGCGCCCGCAGCUGGAGCUCCCCCCGGAGGACAGUGAGAGGAGGAUCUUCCUCAUGCAGAAGUGGGCCUUCUACAAGCAGCAGGAGCAGGAAGCCGAGCGGGGGAAGAUUGCCUCCAUGCUGGAGGCCCAGCAGGAAGCCCUGCGGGAGCUGCGCCUCGAGUCCGAGCAGCUGUACCAGGCGGCCGCCCGGCGAGACGAGGGCUUGUUUCCCUUUGAAAAGGAGGGCCCGAGCUACACGCCAGCCACCCCCGGCUACCAGGCGCCCGAGGGCAAGUACAACGAUGUCACCAAAGUCUACGUGCAGAAGAGAUAGGUCCCAGGGCCACGGCCGGGGUCAGGGCUGACCGUGUCCUUCGUCGCGUCCCCCGAAGGGGCGCCCGUCCUGCGGUCUCUGGGCCUCUGACCUUCUCCUGUGGCCGCCGCCAGGCCGAGACGGCCCCUGCCGCACGGAGCUCCCCUUCCAGCGUAGCUUAGAGAUGGGGACCUUCGGGGAGGAGGGGGGGGCAGGAGGAGCCGAGUUCUGGGGCUUGGGGGUCUCUGCCCUUCAUACCAAUGUAAAUUGCUUUUAACAAAUGAACAGUGAUCUGUAAAUAUUUUAGCUACCGGAACGAGUUUUUAUUAUGGAGAAAAUAAAUGGAAAAAUUGCUUUAAGGACCCCAACCUUAGCCAGCUGCUGCCCUGUGCGGGGUUACUCGGGGAGACUCUGGGCCUGGGGGGAGUUCAGGCCUCCCAGCUGUAGCACCUCCUUCCCAGGGGGAUCCUGAGGAUUGAGAUGGCGAGUGGCGGGUGGGGCUGCCAGCCUGGCACUUGGGGCCCCUGGGCCCUGCAGAAGGGGGCCUUUGGGGGGCUUGCCAUUGAGCCAAGGCUGGCUGCUUGUGCUCUGGGCCAGUUGGUCUGAGCUGAUACAGAUCAGAGUUGGGCCUAACUGUCAAAGGCAGAGCGUGGUCGAGGCGGAUGCUGCCCGACCCUGGGACUGUUCCUGAUCCCAAGCCUGGCCUUGUACCGGUUCUAGGCCUGUGUGUGGCACCUGCCCUGAGGAGUCGGGGGCUGCUGAGGUGGGGCCCAUGUCAGGGCUCCAGGGCCUUCCCUCCUCCCCCAGGGCCCAGUUGCUGGAUGUGAGUGGGACGACUGGUCACUGUUGUGGGUGGAGGCAGGGGAAGGCCUUCCCAGGAGGGCGUGGGGCAGACUCAGGGAAGUCUGGAGCCUGUCUGGGUGGCUGCCCGUUUAUUUUCCAUCAUGGCCGCACAUCUACAAAAGCAAGCAAUCUUUCAGCCUGAGGGCAGCAGUAAAGCAGGAAGAUGGGGAGGGAGGACGGGUUUCCAUUUCUCUUCUAACUCUGGUGGCGAGGGUCCUCGUCCGGAGCAGGCCAUGCGCUUCUGGUGGGGGCGGGCGUCAGCAAAGCGAGGCGCUCCAGUCUUCCCUCCGUGUGCCAGGGUGCCACAGCUGGUGGGCAAGGCAGGCGGGGCCCGGUUGGGUGUCCCCACUCUGGGCUGUCUGAAGGGCAGAGGUAGUUGCCGGGCACCUUGGCAAGGGGAGACGGGCUCUUGGGGAAAGCACCUUUGGGAUGACUUCUGGU
Messenger RNA from Sarcophilus harrisii (Tasmanian devil), 2026 nucleotides. It is a transcript of the gene MRPL40, whose product is annotated as mitochondrial ribosomal protein L40. The transcript has 4 exons. The record is from RefSeq and is a predicted model, not a curated record. NCBI's taxonomy places the organism in Eukaryota, Metazoa, Chordata, Mammalia, Dasyuromorphia, Dasyuridae. Gene Ontology annotation, cellular component: mitochondrial large ribosomal subunit; mitochondrial ribosome. Bases 155 to 763 code for a protein of 202 amino acids.